This is a messenger RNA of Lutzomyia longipalpis, 1347 nucleotides long. Its product is annotated as tetraspanin-7. Bases 214 to 933 code for a protein of 239 amino acids. The record is from RefSeq and is a predicted model, not a curated record. NCBI's taxonomy places the organism in Eukaryota, Metazoa, Arthropoda, Insecta, Diptera, Psychodidae. Gene Ontology annotation, cellular component: membrane. The transcript is spliced from 4 exons.
CCACGCUAAGCCAGGGCAGUUCCCAAUCAAACGUGGUCUAGCACUCACGCUCUGGACGCUCCCUCAAAACAUUUUGAAAAUUCCACCAGAGAAGAAGGACAUACCAGUGAGCUCCGCUAGGAAAAGCAAAAAUUCCAACAUUGUAUAGUGCAAAAGUAUUUGGGAUUUUCUUGUGCCUUUGAAAAAUAUUAAAAAAAAAAGUUUUGUGACAAAAUGAGGUCCUGUGGAAUGAAUUUCAUUAAAACAAUUUUAUUUAUUUUUAAUUUCAUUUUUGCAAUUUCUGGGCUUGGCGUCCUCAUUGCUGGAGCGCUCGUUCUUGCGGAUGUUGGUGAAUUCAGCCAUUUCAUUGAAGGUCGCGUCGUGGCACCCCCAAUUGUCCUCAUUGUCGUUGGUGCUCUGGUCUUUUUGGUUGCCUCCCUGGGUUGCUACGGCGCAAUUCGGGAGUCACCACCCCUCCUGACUCUUUUUGCUGUGUGCCUCGCAAUCAUUUUCAUCGUGGAACUUGCCGUUGGUAUUGCGGCCAUUGCCUUCAAGUCAGACCUGGAACAGGCCAUACGUACCACCCUGCAGAAGUCCAUUCGCAAUUCCAAUGCAGAAGAUCUCAGUGCAUGGGACAAUGUGCAGAAGAAGCUUCAUUGCUGCGGACUCGAUGGCCCUGCUGAUUGGGUUGAUCUCAGCCGUGAUCGGUACCUCAGGCCAAGUUGCUGCCGACCAGAGUACAUUGAUGCCCAGUCAAAGGACUGCAGGAAUGCCCUACCCUUGCACAAAGACAAAUACUACCAGGAUGGUUGUGCGGAUAAGCUGAAGAUGCGCGUGGAUUCCAAUGCAUCCAUCCUCAUUGGUGUUGGAAUUGGCAUUGCAUUCAUACAAAUUCUAGGUAUAAUCCUUGCGUGCCUUCUUGCAAAUGCCAUUCGCAAUGAGAAUGCAAAGUAAAGGAAAAAAAUUCGGACCACAGAAGCGAAAGAUCUGGAAGAGAAAUAUUUAAAAUCAAACUUCCACAUUAUGUAUUAAUUUGUAAAAUGAAAAAAAAAGACGAUCUCUCUCUCUAUCUUUUAUAUCUUCCCAUCGAAAUCAUACACACAAUUUUCCUCGUAGUGGUAGUUUAAAUUCAACAAAGAAAAUUCACAAUGAGCCUGUAAUUUGGUAAAUUUUCCUUUGAAAAAAAAUCUGAUAGAAAUAGUUUUAAUUUCUAAUUAAUAAACAUCGUAGUAAUUUUAAUAUAUUGGAUCUAGAAUACUUAGAAUUUUUUUAGAAUAGCAUUUUGUGGUAUUUUCUGUUUUCCAUUAAAACUUAUUUAAAAAAAAAAGUAUUGGCAAUAUUUAUUAUUUAAUUUUUAAUAAUAUAAAA